CAUCAGUUUCUUCAGCUAUUUAGUCCCCGUAUGAAAUAAGUUCGCGUUUGUUUCACAUCAGAUCUAGUGGAUUUGCAAAACCAAAACCUCGGAGCACAGCCAAGAUUCAACUGAGGGAGACGGGCGAUUACUUUGGGGUGUGUUUUUUUGGCGGGAAAGGCGAGGCGACUGAAACGUGUACAGUGUGUUGCGGUAACUAUGGGCUACUACAGAAUGAGUUUGCCUUCACUAUGGGUCGUCAUGUUGUUUGUUUUGACCACAAUUCUCAUAAUAAACACAUCAACAACAAAUGCCACCAGCUGCGCCACACUGAACUGUGUAGACGUUAGUACGGCAGCUUGCAGAUUCUGCCGCAGAAGAGGUGGUAAAAGAUCCGCAAACUAUGCAUGGCGAGACGACAGGGAACUUGACGAAUCUAACGAUAGAGGAUCGAUGACGUCAGAGUGUUUCCUUGACACUGAGGUAGCCAGGUUGCCGCAUGAUCUUCAAGAGCAAGUAUAUGAGGUAUUAGAGGUUGUGCUUGGCAUGAAUCGAUAGAGGGCGCUGUGGUGUUCUUUAGUUUAUGGAUACGACACUCUGGAAUUCGACGACGACGACGUGACUGAGAUUAAACUACUACAGUGCUACAAUUCGGACAAAGUGGUGAUAAAAUAAUGUUCAGUGACACAGUUCUUGUUUAACGAGCACCCCUGUUGACUCUGAACUGUAUUGACUUUUAAACAAUGUUAAAAGCCUAAAGCUGGUUAUAUAAGGCACAAUUUAUAGAAAGCACCAACUUCUUAGUGUUGUACUUUAGCUUGAUUCAAAGAGUGUAAAGAGAUAUAUGACCAAUGUUCCCAUUUAUAUAAAGACAGCUAUAUCCCAACACCAACACCACUUUAGGCCAAGGUUGCUAGCCCUAACUUGAUUCGAACGCAACACUCGUUGCACUUCGGCGACUAUUUCUGCCGUACACUAAUUUGAUGCACAGAGGGUAAUCAAAUCGUCAGAAAUAAUUGGGCCUGCGUAAACGACGUUGUUCACGUUUACUUGUGAGUACACACAACAUGGUGCCUCUGCCGUCAUUACCAAUGUUGUACCUUAUCUUACUUCACCGAGAGUUGCGUAACUUCGUAGUCGGUUUAUACGUCAUCUUCAGUGCUGUACACUAUCUUGUUUCAAGUACAGUAAACAUGGCGGGAGUAGCACGCAUUGGCUGGCCAAUGGUACACCUUGUUUCUUCGACACCCAAUUAAAUAAUUGUACCUAAUAUUAGAUUUGUAAAUAUAGAAUCUAUUAAAGAAACAAAUUAGAGUGUACUUAAUAACACAAAUCGAUAACUUAAGAGGUAAUUUUACACAAUUAUUUGCGAAAUGGUCGCUCUGAUGGACCAGUAGACCAGUAGGCGUCUUCAAAUCAUUCAUGUUUAGUCUUAGGCCUAGUGUUAAGUCGUUUCAGUUUCUUUUUCUUAAACGCCCCCCCCCCCCCCCGUAAUGGAUUUGGCUUGACUCAGUUGAAGUCAAUAGGGCAAACAGCCAUAUUCAAGCUCACAGUGUUGUGGCUAUGGUAUUGACUGUCGUACUACAACAUUCCAGUCAUGCAACAUGUUCAGCCCUUUGCCUCAGCCGUAUGUUCACACCCGACCUAAGCUCUGGUGUUGUAGCAGAGAGUGGGUUCCAAUCCUGGUCAGGACAUGUUUGCAUUUGAGCUAAGCAUCAUGGGUAGUAACAGUGGUGCACUUACAGGAGUCUAGUGGUAUCGAAGUUUGCAUAAAUAAUUCAUAUUAUUAUUUGCUAUUUUAUGCUAAUAGGGAAUGCAAUGUUUGGCGUUAAAUUAUAACUAAAAUGUGUUUCAGUGUACAAGCUCGUGGCUAUGUUUACAAUACCGUUAAAACUGUAUCUGACCUAUUUUAUAAUGGCCGUUUAAUAACUGUAUCUUGCAUAAAGGGUGAAAUUUGAUGUUAGUUUUUAGGCAAGUAUCGAGUGACGUGCAAGUGCAUGAUAUAGACACUGACGACAAACAAAUAAUAGCACGCCCUGAACAAACGAUUUAGGUAGAAAGGUUAGAUCACGUCAUCCCACUGCUGUAUAUCAAGCCGUUUUAGUCCAAAUCGUGACGUCACCAUCACUCCACCCAUCCAUUCAUACCUAACGCACCAGCCCUUCUCUGACCACGCCCCUUUGGAUUGCAUGCCGAAUGAACCCUGUUAGCCGCAAAUUGACCUCUAUUAUUAACGUUUACAGUGUGCGUUUAUAACAUACUCUUAUUGAGUGUUUCCAGUUUUUGUGAGCCUGUUCGGCUAAGGUUUACUCGCGGACUUCGCAUUCCUCUCCACACAGUCCUAAGACCGUUCUUAUUCAAGGGCGCCCUCUAGUUUCCUUAUGAUUCCUUGUUUGCUCAUCCCCGCCAUCAUUAUGGUGUUUAUCCAGUUUGAUCUGGUAUAGAACAUUUUUUUUUUUUUUUUAACAGUCGUAGUUCAGCUCCCCCCCCCCCAAGUCCGAUUGGUCUCAAGUAAAAAAGCAGUUGUAGUGAUGAGUGAAUAGGAAUACGAAAGAUGAGAUUAGACUGGCCCAAAUCAAACAGACAAUGGUGGAACCUUCCUUGUGGGUGGACAGUGUAUGUCACAUUCAUAUUGCAAACCACAUGAUUAAUAGAGUUACUGGUACAUGAUUAGUGUGUGUUGCUGGUGUAAGCACUGCGCCAAUCAGCAGGCCAGUCAGCCAGUCUGCACCAAUCAGCAGGCCAGUCUAGUCCCAUCUUUACAUCACCUGACCGCACUUGCAUAACGUACUUAACUAAAGGUCAUCGACCCAUCCCAGAGGUAUUGGUUGGGAGACCGAUUGGGGGAAAGUGAAUGUUCAUUCUAGUUUGGGGUAGACUUCUCUGAAGAUGUGGCCAUCUUAAUUUCAAUCUAUUUAUAAAACUUGAUUGGUGUAACCAAACCGAGGUUUCGGGGGAAAUAGUCUCAGAAAACAAUUUUUAAAAUAAUCCAUUAUUAUUUAGUUGUUAUAUUUAGUACUAGUCAUCUUAUUAUGACGAAAAAGAAAGAAAUGUUGUAAACUUUGACAUGCGACGCGACUUUAAUUAAUUGACAAAUCCUUAAUUGUAAUAUCCUAUGAAGCAUGUAGAAAUAUUAAGUAAUUGUUGAAUAUUAAUUAGUCCUGUAAUAAUUUGAAAACUAACAUUAUUAUGCAGUUGUUUUGUUUUCUUCAAAAUUAUAUUCAACUUUCCUGUUAGCUUUGUCAUUAUGUCAUUAUUUAUUUCUAAUUCGAUGAGUUUAUUCAAGGUUUAUUUAUUAUUGUGUGUUUUUAUUGUUAAAGAUUUUCUUCUGGUGUAAUUUUAUGAGUUGUUAACUUCUAAUUGGUUGACCCUCGACAUUUCACCUUGCCUUUAAAUGAAUAAUAUAAACUGAACUUUACGUGUUGUAAGAAACUGAUUAAAGCACAUUAAACUACGUGUACCAAA
This is a messenger RNA of Asterias rubens (European starfish), 3444 nucleotides long. RefSeq lists its product as uncharacterized. Bases 199 to 537 code for a protein of 112 amino acids. The transcript has 5 exons. The record is from RefSeq and is a predicted model, not a curated record. Lineage: Eukaryota; Metazoa; Echinodermata; Asteroidea; Forcipulatida; Asteriidae.